Messenger RNA from Carlito syrichta (Philippine tarsier), 2864 nucleotides. RefSeq names its product transmembrane BAX inhibitor motif containing 6 (gene TMBIM6). The coding region runs from base 54 to 908 and encodes 284 amino acids. Gene Ontology annotation, molecular function: enzyme binding. Gene Ontology annotation, cellular component: mitochondrial membrane. The transcript has 10 exons. NCBI's taxonomy places the organism in Eukaryota, Metazoa, Chordata, Mammalia, Primates, Tarsiidae. The record is from RefSeq and is a predicted model, not a curated record. Gene Ontology annotation, biological process: negative regulation of apoptotic signaling pathway; cellular response to unfolded protein; negative regulation of endoribonuclease activity.
GGCGGGCUGGGUGAUGUCACACUCUUUUGUGACACGCGAGCCUCCUUACUUGGAUGCCAACGGCAGGGGCGGGAGGUGAAAGGAGACUGGGGCUUGGCUUGGCUUGGCUUCCCAGCCCGGUAGGGCAGCCCUGCUCUGAUUUGAUUGGUUACCUUUGGACAGAGUGGAGGCUGUGUCCUACAGACUCUGGAACCAUGAACAUAUUUGAUCGGAAGAUUAACUUUGAUGCCCUCUUAAAAUUUUCCCACAUAACCCCCUCGACACAGCAGCACCUGAAGAAGGUCUAUGCGAGUUUUGCCCUCUGUAUGUUUGUGGCGGCUGCAGGGGCCUAUGUCCAUGUGGUCACUCACUUCAUUCAGGCUGGGUUGCUCUCUGCCUUGGGCUCCCUGGGCUUGAUGAUUUGGCUGAUGGCAACACCUCAUAACCAUGAAACGGAGCAGAAAAGACUGGGACUUCUUGCUGGAUUUGCUUUCCUUACAGGAGUUGGCCUGGGUCCUGCCCUGGAGUUGUGCAUUGCCAUCAACCCCAGCAUCCUUCCCACUGCCUUCAUGGGCACAGCAAUGAUCUUCACCUGCUUCACCCUGAGUGCGCUCUAUGCCCGGCGCCGUAGCUACCUGUUUCUGGGAGGUAUCUUGAUGUCAGCCAUGAGCCUGAUGCUCCUGUCUUCCUUGGGGAACCUUUUCUUUGGAUCCAUUUGGCUUUUCCAGGCAAACCUGUAUUUGGGGCUGGUGGUCAUGUGUGGCUUUGUCCUUUUUGAUACUCAACUCAUUAUUGAAAAGGCUGAAAACGGAGAUAAGGAUUAUAUCUGGCACUGUGUUGACCUCUUCUUAGAUUUCAUUACCCUCUUCAGAAAACUCAUGAUGAUCCUGGCUAUGAAUGAGAAGGACAAGAAGAAAGAGAAGAAAUGAAAUGACCGCCUAGCCUUUCCCAAUGUGGCUUCCUUUCCCUCUACCCCUCGUUUCCUCUCUGCACACACAACAGGUGGCGUGUUCUGUGAUAAUGAAAAGCAUCAGAAAAGCUUUUGUACUUUGUGGUGUUCUCUGUUUUGAAUUUUUUGAUCAAAAAACUGAUUAGCAGAAUAUAGUUUGGAGUUUGGCUUCGUCCUGGGGUUCUCCUUGCUCCCUUUGCUGUCAACCCCACCCAUAGCUCUUCCUCUGCUCAGGCAGCUGGUCCUUGUGACGAGGUGUAGGACCAGCAGAGUUCGCUAACUCCAGGAAUCUGCUUUCCCACCAUGCUUCACCAAGUGGACUUGAACUGUUCCGUAGAGCCACCUCAGCCUGCCUUUCCUCAGCAUUGUUUGGUGUAUGCACUGUCCUGCAGUGAUUUCCAUUGCAAAGAAGUUCACUGAUCCUCCUGUUAACUCGGGCUCAGUAGAACCGAGCUGUCAGCCCCUACAAAGAAAAUGAAGAGCCUCUUCUGGUGGAUGCUUUGCUUCCUCAGAGCUGCUCAGGCUGCUCUGGCCAACACACCUUUCUACCUUGGCUUCCCAAGGAGAUGUGGAUUUGUGUGUUCCCUUUCCACCCCUUGCCCUGACCCUCGGGGAAUCUGCCUGCUUUCUCCAUGGGUAGGAGGAUUUCAGCAUAAAGGGAAGGCGAAUUUUUUUCGGGCAUUCAUGAAAAGGCUGAUUAUGUAUGAAAAGGUAUAGAAUAGGGUUCCCAGACUUCCUGUUUUUUAAUUGGUUAUCACUUUACUGAGACCUCCGCCAUGUGACUAAGAUUAAGUGUCCCUAGAGGGGAAGGAUAGGGAAGGAAAGUGGUUGAGCCUCUGAAGCUAAUCAUAACCAAUCCUUCCAGACAAACCUAGAUAAGGACCUGAUUGAGGCAGUAGGGGGCAGAAUCUCCUCUACCAGCUGAGUGGUUCUCCCUACUCAGAUCAACAGAGCUGGGCUGCAAUAACUUGGGGGGUGCGUUAUUAACUGUCCUUCAGUGCAUCUUUAGCCCUACCUAAUCACUAUAGGUAGUAUCAGACCAGAGAUUCGGGGCAGUAGAUAAGUGUUCAUUUACUCCUGUACUUUAUAGUGUUUGGUCCUUUCACCAAUUUCUAGAAAUUUUUAGUCUUUUAGCUGGGAGCCAGGUGACCAAACCAGCAAGAGAUUUGUGGCUUCAAGUGUGGGUGGGCAGCCCUAAUGGGGAUCUCCAGCUCCUUCCCUGUGGGCUCCCACUGCCAGCUGGCAUGGCAAGACAGUGUCGAGCUGACUGUGGCUCUGCACAUCUGGCACGUCUUCGGUGAGGAGACUGAACCACUGAAAAAGCUCAUUACCAGCAGGACAUCACUUGUGGCUCUCCCAUUCACAGCCAGUCCAUGAUUGGCAUGGUGGCUACAGGUUCUUGGUUUGCCAUGUCACCAUGCCAUCCCAUGAAACUGUUGGUUUCCAGGCUAUGUGUAUUCCUGGAGUGGCAUGCCACCCAGAAUGGCUCACUUCCACUGAGAAUGAUGCCCUCAUUUACCUGCUGCCUCCAGUCUCUGGCUUGAGAACUUUCUAAAGGGACUUCCUUCUAAUUAACCCUCGUUAGUUAUGCUCAAUACAUUUGAUGAUUUUCUGCCAGGCCUGAGAAUUUGAGUUACAUCAUUUGAAGCCAAACUCCACUUCUUGUGCUUUUUUGCUUGGGAUAAAGGAGUUUUUCUUUAGAAACAGUGCCAAGAAUGACAAGAUAUUAAAAAAAAAACUAAUUUUAAAGAAAAUGCUUAACAGAUUUUUUUAAUACAGUUAUCACUGUAAUUACCACUUUCUUUUCUAGUUUGAUUUUCAGCUCAGGCUGCAUUCUCUAACUCAUACUGUGAAGACAAAGGUGUUUUCGAUUCAGAAAUAUAUAAAAUCUACAUAGUCUUAAUUUGUAAAAAAUAAAGAAAAUUCCUUAACCUUU